UUGAAGGUUAUGCAUAAUUCAACAGCUCAACUUUGGGGCCCGCCUCUUUUCUGGGAGUGGGAGUUCGCUCCAAACUUUGUUUAUGGGACAGUCCGGGAGCCGCGGCGGCCGCGCUGUCUGCUUCUCCUCCGCCUCCUUCUCGCGGAGCACGAACGCCUGAGGCCAGUUCGGGGGAUGUGAGAGCCGAAGCCCCUGGGCUGCCAGGCACCAAGUCGGGAUUUGCCAGCCGGGCCCCGGCUACAGCCCUGCGAGCUCGGGACGCACCGAGCGACUGAGGCCCGACGGCGAGUUCGGGCGGGACGGCGGCCGCCGCACGCCCAGACUCGGCUUCGCUGCGCGCCCAGAAGAUGAAUCCGGCCUCGGUGCCCCCCCCGCUCCCGCCACCCGGGCAGCAAGUGAUCCACGUCACGCAGGACCUAGACACGGACCUCGAAGCCCUCUUCAACUCGGUCAUGAACCCCAAGCCCAGCUCGUGGCGGAAGAAGAUCCUGCCCGAGUCGUUCUUCAAGGAGCCUGACUCUGGCUCUCACUCGCGCCAGUCGAGCACCGACUCGUCCGGCGGCCACCCCGGGCCCCGGCUGGCCAGCGGCGCCCAGCACGUCCGCUCGCACUCGUCGCCCGCGUCCCUGCAGCUGGGCACCGGCGCGGGUGCUGCAGGCAGUCCAGCGCAGCAGCAUGCGCACCUCCGCCAGCAGUCUUACGAUGUGACCGACGAGCUGCCGCUGCCCCCGGGCUGGGAGAUGACCUUCACGGCCACUGGCCAGAGGUACUUCCUCAAGUAA
Molecule: messenger RNA, 782 nt
Organism: Leptonychotes weddellii (Weddell seal)
Lineage: Eukaryota; Metazoa; Chordata; Mammalia; Carnivora; Phocidae
Source: RefSeq, a predicted model, not a curated record